GAUUAACUAGGACUCCACGUUCAUAUUGAGGAGGUUGACAUUUUAGAAGAAAAAUUGGAGGAAAGUAAAUUUCAGAGUCUGAUCUUUGAUUAAGGAAUAUUUGUAGACUGCCUUAAUUGACUCCAAAGAAGAAAAUUCCCCUUCCAUCUAGACUUCCACACGUACUCUCCUUGUUUUUUUCUUAUUCUUUCUUUCAGCAUCUAUUCUUUUAACAAAUUGUUUAGCCAUGGAAAUGAAGAACAACAAUUCAUUUCUAAUACUCUAUCUGCUCUUUUUAUGCUUCAAUCUCAACACUAAUCUCUCCUUUGGAUCAGGGGACAACAUUUCUACUAAUGAAUUUCUUUCCAUUGGCCAAACAAUUGUAUCUUCGGGUGGAAACUUUGAGCUUGGUUUCUUCAAACCAGGUAACUCUCUCAACUAUUACAUAGGCAUAUGGUACAAGAAAAUUUAUCCACAAACUGUUGUUUGGGUAGCAAAUAGAGAGAAAUCAGUUGAUAUAUUAGAUGGUAAUAUGAGUUUACCUGUGUUGACAAUUAUUCAAGGUAACUUGGUACUUCUUGAUAAAAAUCAAAACUCAAUAUGGUCAUCAACACAUGACCAUUAUAACAACACUCGAAAUAAUUCAGUCAUAGCAGUUCUAGGUGAUGAUGGCAAUUUGAUUUUGAGUGAUGCUUCAAAUACAUCGACACCCUUAACACUUUGGCAAAGUUUUGAUCACCCAACAGAUACAUUUUUACCUGGUGCUAAGCUUGGAUAUAACAAAAUUACACAAAGGAAACAUGUUCUGGUUUCAUGGAAGAAUUCGAGUGAUCCAGCACCAGGAUUGUUUUCCUUGGAGCUAGAUCCAAACCUUGCCCAAUUCAUUGUAAAAUGGAAUAAGACUAUACAGUAUUGGAAAAGUGGAACAUGGACUGGUGACACAUUUAGCUUAGUGCCUGAAAUGAGCAUCUACUAUGUUAACAACGAGAACGAGUCCUAUUUUACAUAUUCGAUUUUCAAGAAUAGUACAACCACAUCAAGGUUGAUCAUAGACGUCUCAGGACAAAUGAAGCAACGAACAUGGUCGAAUAAUGCAGCUGGUUGGAAUGAAUUUUGGGCUCAACCUAGAGAACAAUGUCAGGUUUAUGGUUAUUGUGGGGCAUUUGGAGUUUGCACUAGUAAUACUAAUUCACCCUGCAAUUGUUUGACUGGUUUCAUGCCAAGAUCAGUCGAUGAAUGGAAUUUGAAUGAUUAUUCGGGUGGAUGUGCAAGAAAAGGGAAGUUGCAAUGUAGUGCCAUUACUGAAGACAAGGAUGAUUUCUGGAUGAAUUUGACCAUGAGAUUACCUACUUCUCAAUAUACAAAUGUCACAGUUGGAGAAGUCUCGCAAUGCAGAGAUACUUGUUUCGAUAGUUGUUCUUGCACUGCUUAUACUUAUGAUGGCUUAGGUGCCUGUUCAAUUUGGACAGGAUAUCUCUUCAAUCUGCAACAACUCAGCGAAAAUGAAACAGAGAGGACUAUCUCUGUCAAACUUGGCUCCCUUCAAGCUCAAACUAAAGCGAAGAAAUCAAUGAAGCUUAAAGCUAUCCUUGCUGCCAUAAUACUUUUUAUGGUUCUACUCAUAUGCAGCAUUAGCUACAUUUACUAUAGAAGAAGAAGAACGGCAAAAGGAACAGGGACACAAAUCUCUCACUGGCACAAAGCUGAAGGAGAAGGAAGAGAAUUGAUGAUUGAAAACGAUGAGAAUAAAGUCAUUGAUGUUCCAUAUUUUGAUUUGGAAACCGUUUUGGUAGCUACUGACAACUUCUCAGAUGCAAAUAAGCUCGGACAAGGGGGAUUUGGUCCUGUUUACAAGGGUAUGUUUCCAGGAGGAGAAGAGAUUGCAGUGAAAAGGCUAUCAAGUCACUCCGGACAAGGCAUAGAUGAAUUUAAGAAUGAAGUGACUUUAAUUGCGAAACUUCAGCAUCGAAAUCUGGUCAGGCUUUUGGGAUAUUGCAUCAAUGCAAUGGAACAAAUUUUGUUGUACGAAUAUAUGCCAAAUAAAAGUUUGGACACAUUUAUAUUUGAUGGAUCACUUUGUACAUUACUGGAUUGGAAGAAACGUUAUGACAUCAUAUUGGGCAUUGCACGAGGUCUUGCUUAUCUUCACCACGAUUCACGACUAAGGAUCAUUCAUAGAGAUUUAAAAACUGGCAACAUUUUACUAGAUGAGGCAAUGAAUCCAAAAAUUUCAGAUUUUGGCUUGGCAAGGAUUGUUGAAGGAACAAAAACAGAAGCAAAUACAAAGAAAGUAGUGGGGACCUAUGGCUAUAUGUCUCCUGAAUAUGCAUUAGAUGGACUGUUUUCCAUCAAAUCAGACGUAUUCAGUUUUGGAGUAGUCGUACUUGAGAUAAUUAGUGGAAGAAAGAACACUGGAUUUUACCAACCAGAAGAAGCGCUAAACUUGUUAGGUUAUGCAUGGAAAUUGUGGAUAGAAGAGAAGGCAAUACAACUAACAGAGAAGUCAUUACUUGAUUCAUGCAACAUGAGUGAAGUGAUAAAGUGUAUCAAUGUCGCACUCUUGUGUGUACAAGAAGAUUCAAUUGAUCGUCCCAAUAUGUCAGAUGUCAUAGUAAUGUUGGUAGGGGAAAAUACGUGUCUUCCUAGACCUAAUCGACCAGCUUUUGUAAUGAGAACACACACGUCUAACAUAUCGUCUUCCUCCAAAGUUUCUAACAAUCAAGUGACAAUUACAAUUGAGGCAGGACGAUAACAGCAAUAGUGAGAAAUAUUCGCAGUCGACAUGUAUAUAUGUUACAUUUGUAAUGUUUGCCUGCAUAUAUUUGAAGCACUAGUAUGAUAUCAAGAUA
Messenger RNA from Nicotiana tabacum (common tobacco), 2828 nucleotides. RefSeq names its product G-type lectin S-receptor-like serine/threonine-protein kinase At4g03230. Lineage: Eukaryota; Viridiplantae; Streptophyta; Magnoliopsida; Solanales; Solanaceae. The record is from RefSeq and is a predicted model, not a curated record. Gene Ontology annotation, biological process: recognition of pollen; protein phosphorylation. Gene Ontology annotation, cellular component: plasma membrane. Gene Ontology annotation, molecular function: protein serine/threonine kinase activity; ATP binding.